AUGGCGAACCCGGGAUCGAAUUACGACUGCCAGAAAGGAUGCCGACGGACCUUCAAACCAGUAUGCGGCGAGGACGGUCGGACAUACAGCAACGAAUGCGUCGCGACUUGCCAAGAUGUGCAGGUUGCCCGGGCUGGUCCCUGCCCAGGUGGGUUUGCACCCUACCGGCGGCCCCCGCCGAAACUCAGGCCGGCCCCUGCUCCCGAGCCAUCCGCAUGA
Messenger RNA from Volvox carteri f. nagariensis, 219 nucleotides. RefSeq lists its product as uncharacterized. The transcript has a single exon. Lineage: Eukaryota; Viridiplantae; Chlorophyta; Chlorophyceae; Chlamydomonadales; Volvocaceae. Gene Ontology annotation, molecular function: protein binding. The coding region runs from base 1 to 219 and encodes 72 amino acids. The record is from RefSeq and is a predicted model, not a curated record.